Molecule: messenger RNA, 1539 nt
Organism: Talaromyces marneffei
Lineage: Eukaryota; Fungi; Ascomycota; Eurotiomycetes; Eurotiales; Trichocomaceae
Exons: 3
Coding region: 1-1539 (512 amino acids)
Molecular function (GO): catalytic activity
Source: RefSeq, a predicted model, not a curated record
AUGGAUGUGUCUGCCCAAGAAUCUAAUGGGCCCAAAAUAAAGCCGUUGAAAGGACAUAUUGUGUCUGUUCCUACAGUGCAGGAGACAAAUCCGACAUUUGAAUUCGGCGAUGCAUAUACUGUUGAAAUAAUACAGAAAUGUGCUUCACAAGUCACCAAAGUGCUCGACAAGGCAUUCCCGAAAGAUCUAAACCUUCCAUUCACGCAUCUCCGUAGAUUCGCGAAGAGGGAAUUUUUGCCGGAUGCAAUCAAGACUCAGAUCGACAAUGAGAAGGAGAAGACUCCGUUGCCAACAGCAGUUACGGAAGAUGGUGCUGAAAUAGAGAAUGAAUCAACACAAACACCACCACCACAAGUGACGAUAUUCGUCCUGAUACCACCGCCAUUACCAGAGGCGGAUCAACUGAGGAUCCUCCUAGCACCAUUCGUUCCUUCUUCAAUAUCAUCAAACCCACAAAAUGAUGAGUCUGGAGUGAAGGCAUCAAUUCCAAUCCACCGCGUAACAAUCCCGCUCCAACCCCCUUUCAACUCCCAGCAAGCAGAAACGUGGUCCAAAAUAUACUGGCCUACAAACUUCAACGCCGCCUCUCCACGCGGUAUGAUUGCGCCUCCGCCCAAGAUCUUGAAUGUCACGCAGACGAGCAUCGCGCCGAAUGCGGGGUAUUAUUUGUCUCUGGCAGGCCAGGUUGCGCGAGAAGCGAAAGGGGCGGGAAGAGGGAGGGGGAUUGGGGUUGUUAUCGUUGACCCUGCUAUUGCGGCUAGUUCGCGGAGUAAUGGUGCUACCCUAACAGAGGAUGAUGAAGAAGGGGAUAAUGGCGUUGUAGCCGUUGCAGGAGAUGCGAGAUAUUGCGCUCCUGGGCUUGCGAGCAGGGACAAUCUAGGGGAGGGGGUAUAUGAAGCCGAUUGUGAGGGCGGACCUGAAUUUCAUGCUAUUAUGCGAGCGGUUGAGAUGGUUGCUACGAGACGGAGGGACGAUAAAGUUGCGAUGGCCACUGAUAAAACUGCAUCUAUACGCAACACGUCGCUUACGCCGCUCGAGUCGCAUUAUUUGUGUCGACCGGCGUCUCCGUCACAAUAUACAUCAAUAACUGAAACAGAUACGCAUACCAACCAAAAUGCAGGCCGGAUACUUUCUCGAGCUGCGGGUGGAUAUCUCUGCACCGAUUUGGAUAUAUACAUCACACAUGAACCGUGUCUAGCGUGCUCGAUGGGUAUGCUACUGUCACGGUUUCGAGCAAUCACGUUUCCGCGACGGGGUAGACUUGUCACCGGGGGGUUGGCCUCAAUGGAGAUCCCACAGUCUUCGAGCAGAGCAAAGCUCGAAAGCUCUGGAAAUAUUACUAAUGAUAAUAAUGAUGAGGAGGAUGGUGGCAACGAAGAUGGAGGGAAGCCGCCACAAAAAAGGGAAACAUAUUACGGUCUACAUUGGAGGAAAGAGCUGAAUUGGAGAGCGAUGUGUUUCGAGUUUGUGAAUGACGAGGAUACUGAUUUAUAUGAUGAACAGGAUGGCAUAGAAAGGAUUAGUGAUUAUCAUGCUUGA